UUACCUUAUUUAGGCAAAGAGGUGGGCUGCUGUUUGUGUAACUACAGAGAAAUGAUGACACUUUUUCAGUACUUCGCUGUGGAGGGACGAGUUCGGGGGGUUUGGGGGAGUGGACGCGGCACUGACCGCCCGCCUCGUUCGUUUCAUAACAAAGAAGGCGAGAUAUAUAAAGCGGCGACACACACAGUGAGUGAGGGAGGCACUUUUUUUGGACAUUUCUGGACUUCACUGACUCUGCACACCGGCUACGCAGAGCGCAUCCUUCACACGACGAUGGCCUUUCUCACAGGACUUGUCCUGCUGGUGCUGGCAGCUGCAGCUACUGAAGCCAGAGUAGGUAGUUCCAAUGAGUCAAGCUUCUGCACUGAAACUAAAGAAUGCCUCCUCUUUGACCUGGUGUGCAAGACCUCAAACUAUGAAGUGCGACACUACAGGCCCACCAAAUGGGUGUCGACAGACGAGGAGUCUUAUUUUUUUGAGUCGGCCACAUCCAAAGCCUUCUGGAGGCUCCUGAAAUACAUUACAGGAGCCAAUGCAGACGGUGUGAAGAUGGACAUGACAGCUCCAGUGCUAGUGAAAGUACAGGAGAAUAAGAAGAUAUGGGAGUCCUCUAAAUACACGCUCAGCUUCCUGUUGCCCUCUGCCUUCCAAGAAAGUGCACCACUCCCCACAGAUCCUAAGGUGUACUUCACAGACAUGCCGGACACGAGAGUGUACGUAAGAAGCUAUGGGGGCUGGAUGCUCUCUGUCACAACUAAGCUGAACUCAGAAAUGCUGACGAGAGAUCUGGACAAAGUUAAUGCCACCUACAACAAGAACUUCAGUUAUGCCGUAGGUUAUAACAGCCCCAAGAAGAUAUUGAACAGACACAAUGAGGUCUGGUACAUUGUUGAUGGAGAACCUGUCUGCAGUGAACCCACUGACACCGUCAGUGACACUGAGUAAACAUUGGCCUCCACUGCCAAACAGACCCAGAUUCCUGAGGGAGAAGAGGAUGAAUCAAUGGUCAUCAUAUUUGGAAAUGUAAACUGAUACAUUUGACAUUGCUUUACGUCUUUGAAUAAAUACGCUUUCACAAAUUCA
Messenger RNA from Scleropages formosus (Asian bonytongue), 1083 nucleotides. RefSeq names its product heme-binding protein soul5 (gene soul5). The transcript is spliced from 8 exons. Lineage: Eukaryota; Metazoa; Chordata; Actinopteri; Osteoglossiformes; Osteoglossidae. The record is from RefSeq and is a predicted model, not a curated record. Gene Ontology annotation, molecular function: heme binding. The coding region runs from base 52 to 945 and encodes 297 amino acids.